Paramecium octaurelia is the source of this 811-nucleotide messenger RNA. The record is from the annotation of a GenBank genome assembly. NCBI's taxonomy places the organism in Eukaryota, Ciliophora, Oligohymenophorea, Peniculida, Parameciidae.
AUGCAAAUUAAGGUCUAUUAAUUCUAGUUGAAAAGAAUUAAAGCAAAUAAAGCAUAUACAGUUAGAUAAGAAAGGGAUUCCCAUCAUAAAUUUGAUUUUACAGAGAAAUUUCAUCAUUAAAGAAGAAAAAUUGCAAAGAAAAAUAGAAUAAAUCAUAUCAAAAAGCCAUCUGACCCAAAUUCAGGAGUCUUUGCUGACUUGGAUUUGGAAGAGGUAUCCAAUUUGAUUUAGGUAAAUAGAUUGAAGAAUAUGCAUUAGGAAGAAAAUUGCUUGACACAAUUUCUCUUUAAAUGAAAAACUUAGCUCCUUUAGCUAAUAUUGCUAGAAUGCUUUAAGAAUUGAGGGAAAACUAAUUAAUGUAAUAAAAAUAAGCUGAUUGAAACACGCAGCUGAGGCUGAUUGCGCUGCUGAAAUCGCCGGUUAUAAUAGAAGAAUUGACGAAUCAAAAACUGAAAUUACAGCAUUAUCUGCCUAAGUCUAAUAAUUGGAAAGCAAAAUUGAAAACAUCCAAUUGCAAUUGGGAAUCCUAAACGAUUAAGAAGAAACCUUGAGAACACAAAGAGCAAAAGAUGCUGAAGAAUUUGCUUAAAGAAUCAAAUCCACAGCUGAUGUAGUUGAAGCUUUGAAUGUUGUUGCUGCCAAAUUAUCGGCAUUCAACCAGAAUAAGACCCAAAGUCUGUUUUCUUAGAAUUACACAAUAUGGGUAAGAUUAACCCUAUUGCUGCUUUGGUUUCCAUCGCCUCAGCUUUCUCAAAGGAAAGAUUAAAAUAAUCUUUAGAAAAAAAUAAUUAAAAAUAAGAAAGAUUGUUGA